GCUUUCAAAAUUUCAGACGAUCUUACUUCAUAGAAUCUAUUCUAUAGUAAACGUCCUCUUCUGAGUUCACCAAAUGAGCUACAGAUUCUCCAUCCCAGUUGAUGAGAUAGAUCCUCGGUGCCCCAAGAGUGAGGCCUUUACUCUCGAACUGUCCGCAAGGAUGGCGGUGCGCGCUUGCGCGUUCUGUAUAGAGAGUGGCGAUGAUCUCGGCCCUUUUUUCAUUGGCUUCGGCCGUGUGAACUGGGUGGGUGGCGAUGGAAGUCUGAUGGGACCGUUUUUUCAUUGCGGUCUUGGCUUGUUCAAGGACGUGAAGAAGAAAAAUUUUCAACCCUCUUUCCGACCUACCGUCUACUUCGAAACACCACUCUACCACACGAAGACUAAACUCGAAUAUAGAGCGAUAAGAAGGCAAAGGGCUGUGAAUCUAUGGGACUUGCUGUUCUGCAAGUUGUUCGAGAGUCACGCAGAGAAAUUUUCAAUCCUCCCUCGGGGUCUCGAUACUCCGCGUUCCUCGCUCACGAAGACCAGGCUCAAAUACAAAAGGAAGACAAGGGGAAAGGGAUACAAAUCUCUGGAUUGGCCAUUCUGUGGACUGUUCGAGAAUGCGACCUCACUUUUAGGCAUUGAGGAUCGGGUUAUCGUCUAGGUGGAAAAUUUUGGUUUGGUGUGCUGUCAUGCAGCCAAGGACGGAUUCCCCAAGGCGGCGCGCUCGAAGGAUUGCACGUUAAGAUUUGA
Hyaloscypha bicolor E is the source of this 735-nucleotide messenger RNA. RefSeq lists its product as uncharacterized. The transcript has 3 exons. The coding region runs from base 74 to 646 and encodes 190 amino acids. Lineage: Eukaryota; Fungi; Ascomycota; Leotiomycetes; Helotiales; Hyaloscyphaceae. The record is from RefSeq and is a predicted model, not a curated record.